Messenger RNA from Egretta garzetta (little egret), 378 nucleotides. RefSeq names its product CD59 glycoprotein-like. Bases 1 to 378 code for a protein of 125 amino acids. The record is from RefSeq and is a predicted model, not a curated record. NCBI's taxonomy places the organism in Eukaryota, Metazoa, Chordata, Aves, Pelecaniformes, Ardeidae. The transcript is spliced from 3 exons.
AUGAUGUGGACAGUCUUCAGCCUGGUUCUUGUCAGCUCCCUUUUUGUACUCAAAAGCGAAGCGCUGCAGUGUUACACCUGUGUAGGUUCUAGUGAUGAAGACUGUAACAGACAAGGAACUCAGCAAUGCCCCGGGCAUUCAGAUGCGUGUGCGGUCAUUAGAGGACAAGCAAGUGGGGUUAUGAAGUCCUGUUCAUUCAGGUCCUUCUGCGAGCGGGCAAGGAGGGACGGAUCCAGAGCGCCCGGAGUGAGCGUUCACUGCUGCUACUCAAACAACUGCAAUGCAAAAAGCCUGGCUUCAAGAGUCACCACCUCCGCAAGCUACUUCUCUGUCCUCGUCUUUACAUUGCUGUGGCACCCGUUGUUGAAGCUGACAUGA